Molecule: messenger RNA, 924 nt
Organism: Nicotiana attenuata
Lineage: Eukaryota; Viridiplantae; Streptophyta; Magnoliopsida; Solanales; Solanaceae
Exons: 1
Coding region: 1-924 (307 amino acids)
Source: RefSeq, a predicted model, not a curated record
AUGAGUGUAACUGGUGAAACCACAACAGCUGUAGUUGCAGAUACUGGAAACACCCCUACGGCAGCAGGAUAUGAUAUCAAACAUCCAUAUCAUCUCAAUCACUCAGAUUCACCUGGGAUGACCCUAGUCAACACUGUGUUUGAUGGAAGAGGUUACCCAGGAUGGAAGAGAUCCAUUCUUCUAUCCCUAUCAGCCAAGAAGAAACUUGGAUUCAUCAAUGGGGCUUGCAAGGCUCCAGAUCUGAACUCUACUAAUUAUGAGCAGUGGAGUUGUGUCAAUGACAUGGUUACAUCUUGGAUUCUAAAUGCACUGUCAAAAGACAUUGCUGACAGUGUGAUUUACUCAAAAACAGCUAAAGAACUCUGGGACAGCUUGGAACAAAGAUUUGGCAAAUCCAAUGGUGCCAAACUCUUCCACCUCCAAAAGGAGCUGUCAAGUUUAACACAAGGUAACAGUGAUAUUGCUGGAUAUUUCUCCAAGCUUAAGAGACUGUGGGAUGAAUUAGAUGCUCUAAAUGUAACCAUAACCUGUUCAUGUGUAUAUUUAUGUGAGGGAAAAGCUAAGCUGACUAAGUCUUUGGAAGAUCAAAGGUUAAUUCAAUUUUUGAUGGGAUUGAAUGAAUAUGCACAAGCUAGGGGAAACAUUCUUAUGAUGAGUCCUUUAUCUAGAAUGGACAUUGCAUACUCACUACUUUUACAGGAUGAGAAUCAAAGGGAAAUAUAUGCAAAUGCACAUUUCAGUUUAGAUUCUGCAUCAUUCAUGGUGGCUGGACAGGGAAAACAAUCAAAUUUUCCUGAUUUUGCAACCUUCAUGGCAGCAGGACAAGGAAGGAAUAAUCAGAAAUUCAGAAAUCAAGGCCCUAAAGGAACAGUGGCUGGUCAGAAGUUCAACAAUGCAGCUCAAAACAUUGCAAGACAACAGUAG